This is a messenger RNA of Nothobranchius furzeri (turquoise killifish), 7605 nucleotides long. Its product is annotated as phosphatidylinositol 4-kinase beta. The record is from RefSeq and is a predicted model, not a curated record. Gene Ontology annotation, molecular function: 1-phosphatidylinositol 4-kinase activity. Lineage: Eukaryota; Metazoa; Chordata; Actinopteri; Cyprinodontiformes; Nothobranchiidae. Gene Ontology annotation, cellular component: cytoplasm; membrane. Gene Ontology annotation, biological process: phosphatidylinositol phosphate biosynthetic process; phosphatidylinositol-mediated signaling.
UGUAAAUAAUUACAACACAGGCUCUCUUUACGGAUGUUGCGUCACCGCUGCUUUAAAGCAGACCGAACUGAGAGCGAGCAGGCCACAAUUUAUUCUCAAGCCGAUGGAUCGUAUCCGAGCCUGAAAACCCGGGUUAAACCCACUCUAAAACCUGGAUUAAGAACCUGGACCCUAACUGGGACACCCCUCGAGGGAACCUGGAUUAUCCCUCGCGCGUUGGAGCUUUUAAAACGGAGCGAAGGCGCUUUAUUGGCUCGGCCUUCCUCCCAAAAUGGCUGACACCGAGGUCUCCUUGUCCCCAGCUCUUCAACCACUCCAUCUUAGCCCCUCCCACUCUGCCCCACCUCCUCCACCUGGCUCUUCCUCUUCCCCAACCACGUUCUCUUGCCCUUCCUCCCCCUCCAGUGCCUCAUCUUCUUCUUCAUCCUCUUCUUCCUGCUCUGAGAGCUCAUCAGACUGCCCUGAUCACCAUCACCAUCAUCGUCACCAUAAUCAUCAUCCCCGGCCUCAACUUCAGCUUCCCCCACCUCCCAACGGCGAGCAGCCAUCUUCCCCCAGCGCCAGCCCUCGCAGCUCCAGUCCCAGCGGGAGCAUCGGCAGCACUGGCAGCAUCGGCAGCAGCAGCGAGGGCAUCGGCAGCAGCGGCGUGUCGAGCGGCGGUGACCAGCGAGAGCCGAGUCCCCUGCUGGACGUAAUCUCAGAAGACGCCAUGGAGAUGGACCUCGGGGUUGACCCAGUGAUCGAUCCGGAGGUGGCGCUUAAAGCUUGCCAGGAAGUGCUUCUUAAGGUCCAGAUGCUUGAAAACAAACAGCGACAAGACGACCCAAACCAACACAACUACUCAGAAACCCCAGAGCUCUGCAGUCCUCCGUGGCACAUCAACCCCGACACAAGCUUCAUCAAAGAAGAAGACGAGGACGAAGGACAGAAAGAUGCUGCUAAAACCCAACGAGACCCGUCUCCUUUGGCCCGAUCGGAGUCUUCUUCAACGUCUAAGCAGUCUUGGCUGUUGCGCCUGUUUGAAUCCAAGCUGUUUGAUGUUUCCAUGGCGAUCUCUUAUCUGUAUAAGUCGAAGGAGCCUGGAGUCCAGGCGUACAUCGGAAACCGCCUGUUCAGUUUCCCUGACAGUGAAGUGGACUUUUACCUGCCACAGCUCCUUAAUAUGUACGUGCACAUGGACACGGAGGUGGGAGAUGCUAUCAGGCCGUACCUGAUCAAUCGCUGCAAAUCGAGCAUCACCUUCUCUCUGCUGUCAGCCUGGCUGCUGGGCGCCUACUCCUCCGACAUGCACAUCUCCACUCAGCGCCACUCCAGAGGCACCAAACUCCGAAAGCACAUCCUGUCAGAUGAGCUCAAACCUGCUGGAACUACAUUUGAAGCACCUCGGCCCAUUUCGGGAUCAGUUUCCGACAGUCCGCUGUCCUCGCCGCCACACUGUCGCAGUCACCGCAGACACAACAGUAGCAAUGUAGAUGCCUCCUUGUCCUUCAUUACUGGAUCUGUCCCAGAUGGUACUGAUCAGGGGGAGGUGUUUUUUUCCCCGACCAAGAGGACCCAUCAGAGGUCCAAGUCAGAUGCCACCUUGGUGACCAGUGGACUUGGUGCCAGCCUGAAACGGACAGGAAGUAACCCGAAGGUGGAGGCUGUCCACGAGGAGCCAGAUCGUCUUCGUCCUCAGCGGGAGUUUGUAAAGUCUCUGUUCGGCAUCGGGAAGCGGUUAGCCACGCUGCCAACCAAAGAACAGAAGACUCAGCGGCUGAUCUCAGAGCUGUCGCUGCUCAAUGGCAAGCUGCCGGCUCGGGUUUGGUUACCGACCGCUGAUCAUCAGCACCACGUCUGCAGGGUCCCCCACACCCAAGCUGUGGUCCUGAACUCCAAAGACAAGGCUCCCUACAUCAUCUACGUAGAGGUUUUAGAGUGUGAAAGCUUCGAGACGUCUCCGGUUCCCGUUCGGAUCUCUGAGACCAGGAUUCGUACGGCCCGUUCCGCUGAGAACCUGGACUGUGGAACGGCGGCUAAUGCUAACAGUAGCAUCAUGACGUCAGAACACCGAGCGGGAAGCUUCUCCACCGUCCCAAACUAUGAUAACGACGACGAGGCGUGGGCCACUGAUGAUAUCGGACAGCUCCAAGUAGAGGGAGAGGCCCAGACCAGCAGCAGUGAUAACAUCAGUCAGUUUUCAGUAGACAGCAUCACAAGUCUGGAGAGCAAGGAGCCAGUGUUCAUCGCUGCCGGAGACAUCAGACGCCGUCUCUCAGAGAACCUGGCUCAAACACCCACUACAUUCAAGAGGGACCCUGAAGACCCAUCAGCUGUCGCCCUCAAGGAGCCCUGGCAGGAGAAAGUCAGGCGGAUCAGAGAAGCCUCUCCGUACGGUCACCUCCCUAACUGGAGGUUGCUGUCGGUCAUCGUGAAAUGUGGAGAUGACCUGAGGCAGGAGCUGCUGGCCUAUCAGGUUCUCAAACAGCUACAGUCCAUCUGGCAGCAGGAGAGAGUUCCUCUGUGGAUCAAACCUUAUAAGAUCCUGGUGAUGUCCUCAGACAGCGGGAUGAUCGAGCCCGUCCUCAACGCUGUCUCUCUGCACCAGGUGAGAAAGCAGAGUCAGUUGUCGCUACUCGACUACUUCCUGCAGGAACACGGCAGCUUCACCACCGAGGCUUUCCUCACCGCUCAGAGGAACUUUGUCCAGAGCUGCGCUGGAUACAGCCUCAUCUGUUACCUGCUGCAGGUCAAGGACAGACACAACGGGAACAUCCUGCUGGACUCCGAAGGCCACAUCAUCCACAUCGACUUCGGCUUCAUUCUCUCCAGCUCUCCUCGCAACCUUGGCUUCGAGACGUCAGCCUUCAAACUCACGUCAGAGUUUGUAGACGUGAUGGGCGGCCUCGAUGGAGACAUGUUUAUCUACUACAAGAUGCUGAUGCUUCAGGGUCUGAUUGCGGCCAGGAAGCACAUGGAGAAAGUCCUGCAGAUAGUGGAGAUCAUGCAACAAGGUUCCCACCUGCCCUGUUUCCAUGGCUCCAGCACCAUCCGAGGCCUGAAGGAGCGCUUCCACAUGUCUCUGACAGAGGAGCAGCUCCAGCUGCUGGUGGAGCAGCUGGUGGACGGAUCCAUGCGCUCCAUCACCACCAAACUCUACGACUCCUUCCAGUACGUCACUAACGGCAUCAUGUGACCCGUCACACCAGGCGGGGCACAUUUAAGCUCUGUGCACAAAGUGGCGGCUUGAUUUCUUUUUAGUUUUUCUCCUUCUGAUGGAAGUCAGGAGCUAAACACGACACCGACUGGAUUCACUGGAUUGGAAUACUGUGAUUCUUUUGGAAUCUUAACGGAUUGAUCCGAUCAGCUUUUUGCUGGGAUCUUAGAAAGGAAAGAAUCUGGAACUUUUCUGCAUCAAAAUUAAAUAAACAGUAUAAAAAAGGCCAGAGGCAUAAAAGACGUUUAUCAUCCGAGCUGCUGCCUGUGAUGGAUUUAUUUUAGACCCCGUUGGACUUCUGCUGGACUUAACUCUGAACGGUUUGUGCAGCUGCUGCUGAAGACGGAGAAACGGAAGAUCGUCAGAUUUUAACUUCAUUAAACCCUCGAAACCUGCACGGCGCAAAAGGCGAAAGCGACUUUCGAAUCGGCCACAACUCCACAACGAACUCGACGAGCUGCAGCGACAAAUAUGAAACGGAAAACUAAAUGGCCAGCUGUGAGAUUUCAGGGGAUUUGGCAGAUGAUGAAAACCACAGAAAAGAUCCACUUUCUUAUUACUUUAAGAAGAAAACUUGGAAUUAUGAAAUCAAAAUGUUUAAUUUGCCUCCAGAAUUUGGAACAUGACAACAGCUAGUUCUCAGCUGACCCGAGCCCGACGGGGCGGCGAACACCAGCAGGACGUCUCGACUGACUGAAGAAAUCUGUCGGUAUUUGUGAUUGUUCUUACAGAACAGAAACACUAAAGGGUAAAAGCACAUCCAGAGCAAAGUGGAGUUUUUUUUCCUGGACUUUAUUUCUCAGCAGAGAAAGUUUAUUGAGAGAAAAAAAGUAAACUGUUCUCACCCCCUUUUAGUUUUGGGGAGUUCUGAAAAUGUUUGUGUCAGUUGUUUCACCAGACAGUUACUGCAAAAGCUAAAUCUGAGUAAUUCUACAUCUACAGCCAACUUCCACCAAACUAAGAAAGAACAAGCAGAAUCGCGCUCUGUGUAGCAUGUUUUCAAUCUGCAUUCUGUAUUAUGGCCAGCAGAGGGUGACUGUAGUCUGUUUCAAAGUCAUUAAAAGGGAAAAGGAUGCUUUUUAAAAAUCCGUUACCUCAGCAACCACUUUCCUUUUAUGACUAAAUGCUCUAAAUUCACAGUUUUAAACUCGGCAUAAUAUUCAUUAAGCAUCUUCGUGAGUAGAAGAUUCUUCCUUCACCUGUAAAUAGCUAACGGUUGAGCUUAGUUCAUUUGACGACACGUUGCUACAUCCUUUAUCAACGGUAUUUUUCUUCAUUUGUUAUUAAUUAUUUCACACACUAACAAAACAUUUAACCAACGAAUGAGCUGUUGCUAAACAUAUUUACCGUCCUGAGUGCCCUCUGCUACGUGAAUGUUCAAAUAUUCAGUAUUAUGAAACAUUUCUGGUUAGCAUAGCAUCCUGUCUGGUGGGAAAACUGACUUUUAACAUCUGUUUUUCAUCACUUUAGGUCCAAGUUGAAUUUCAGACUUAAACUGUGCAAUUUAUAGUUUUGUUUUGUUUUUUAACUCAGAAUAUCUGUCAAAAACAUUCGGUUCACAUGGUAAAGGGGCUAACGUUAGCGCAAACCUUUGGCCGGAUUGGACGAUUCCUCGCUCAGCGUCUGUGUUGUUUGCUCUAAAUGGAUCUCUUGUGUUACAGUCCAACGAGCGUUUUGCAUAUUUGACAUACGAUUAGCGUUCUUCCUCCUGGUUGGUUGAAACCAAAAUUCCUCUGACUGAAGGGAACCAAUCAGGAGAUGCGGUUCUGCACGUUGGGUUUAAAAAGACAAAUAAAUAAAUAAAUGGACUCAAUAAAUGUAUUUGUAAAAUCAAAGAUGACAGUUUUCCUGAACAUGUGAAAGUGUUUUUUUUUAUAUGAAUGUCCUCUAAAAUAUCGUAAUAUUGUUGUCACACAGAUUUGUUCUGACAAGCAGAAGUUUCUACUUUAAUCUCUUUGCACUGGCUUUACUCCAGAGUAUUAGCUUACUGUUUACACCCGGAAAUACAAGAUUAACACAAGGUGGAGUAUUUCUUCUGUAUUUUAAAUAUCUAUCUUUACUAAAAGUAAUUUGAGAAUUUAGUAUUAGGGCUGCACAAUAUAUCGCAAAUAUAUCGUUAUCGCGAUAUCAGCAUGCACAAUAUGCAUAUCGCAAAGAACAGAUAAAUAUCGCAAUGAAUGGUCAAGUCAAAUGUUUGCUACACAUAAUGCAUUCUUUCAAUCAAACGGAAGUAUGUUUUUUUUAACAAACUAAAUGGAGCUCCACCCAUUUGUCCAAUUGGGUGGGUUCUCCUGGGUUAGAUGCCCACCCCCGAGGCGGACGGCACCUAAUUUUGAUGGUUAGCAAACACCUGCGUUAGCUUUGUUCUGCACUUUCUGCUGAUUCUGCUUUUUCUGGGAUCCACCGAUUGCCUUUUCUUGUUCAUUUCCUUUUUCUCUUUCCUCACAUCUUUAGCAUUUCUCAUUCUCAUGAUUUUUUUUUUGCCAUUUUUUGAUUUAUUUGUUUUUGAUAAUUUUAGUUCCUGAGUUAAGUUUUUAUUGCAAAUAAUAUCGUCAUCGCAAUAUUUAUCACUGUUAUUGCAUAUUGCAGGUUUUCCUAAUAUCAUGCGGCCCUAGUAUGUGUGCUAGCCGAUAUACAAUAAUAUCUAAUGUAAACAAAUUAGCUUAACCGCUAACUCCUCUAAUGCCUGUUGCAGGUUUUUGUGCUUUGAAUCAAACAACUCCUGUCCUUUUCUCACAUUUGAGUUGAAAAUUUAAGAUAAAUUGAAUUAUUGUUGCUAAAACCGCUGCUUCCAGUGUAAAAUAUUAAUUAUAAGCCCUAUUUGGCUAAUUGUGGCUAAUGCUAACUUGAUAGCAAGCUGAAUAAUUAGGCCUACUGAAAGCUGGUUCCAAAUUAUUGUAUAUUUUUCAAAAUGUUCAAAUAUUUUAAUACAUUUAUCUGAUUUCCCCAGCUUUAUUCAUAUCAUGACGGUGAUUUAAAUAAAUUAUAGCUAAUUUAAUAAAUGUAGCGUGCUGAUAGAAUUUGGCUAAUAUCCAUUUUGUGCGUUAUUCACAAUCGACGUGUAAUAAGACGCUAAUUUAAAAUUUGAAUAAGAAAAUUCCCUCUGGAAUAAAGCCAGUGCUCUAGGAGGUCAAGUUUGUAUGAUUUAUUUCUGUUUUGUCACGUUUCUUUUUGGCCACUAUUAAAGAAAAAGCACAUGUUUGUUGUUGUGACGGCAGCAUCUUGUUACCUUCUGCUAACCGUAAGCCUGCUACGUUUUACCUAGCUGUGACUAAAGUUUACCAGAGAAGCAACUGAAAUAGCAAACACUUUUUUGUUUUUUGCAAUUUUCCUUAUUUUAUUAGAAAUUGUAAAUAUGUAUUUGUGUUUGUUUUUCCUGUACGAAGAAUUGAUGCCUUGAGACGUACAGAAGGUACAAAACUUAUCAAUGCAACCAGAGGGACGAUUGUGUUUGUCCCUCCCAAGUGCUUUUAUAUUUGAUAUUUGAACGCUUCAGGGGUGAGUUUCAACAGUCUGAUGUUUGUUUAGCUUCAUGUGAAGUCACAUUUUAUAUUAUAACCACUUUAUAAGUUAUUAAAUGUGUUUUAAUGUCAGAACUAGCUAAAUUGGCAAAAGGAACCCUUCAAAUUGCCUGCAAAACGAAGCUAAAAUAAGCACUGUUGGAACUCUGCUACUGAAAACCUUUCAUUGCCUUCUUUGUUUCUUCCAUCAGCUCUGAACACUUCUACACUAUCAAUGUGAAAAACUUUAAACAAGUGCUUUUAUUCUAAAUGAAAAUGUUAUUUGAGUAGAUCCCUUGUUUUUACCGUCAUCUGUUCGUACAAACGUAAAUGCAGACACGUUUUUGGUUCAUCAACGCACUAAUCCAACGCUAACUCAAACUAAAAAUGAAUAACUUAUAUAUCUUAAACAUAGAAAAAUGUCAGUUUUUUUUAUUUAAUUUUUUUUAAUAAAUGACACAAACUGGCCAGCCAGGACAAAAAUGACCAAUUUUUAUUUUAUUUUUUACAAAAAUUCCACCUGGAUUUUUUUCUGAUUUUUAGAUCUUAAAAAGAAAUCAGCAAAAUUUUUAUGAACCUGGAAUAUCAUGUUUCCCAAAAUUUAGAACAAAUAACUAUUGAUCUUAUCAAAAUAAUUUAGAAAACUUAACAGUUUUCAUGAAACAUAGUCAUUUGAUUUUCCAAAAAUGUUUUAUAUUUUAUUUAUUCUUUUUGAUUAAUGACAUUUUUUAAUUUUACAUUUAAACCACAUUUUUUUUCUUCAGCUCCGACUCAAUGUUUUUAAGGAGAAACAAAUACAUCCUGUUUUAGUUCUAGUUAUACGUCUGCUGAUGUUCUUGAUCUUCAGUCUUACCAUGUCCUGACUAACUGCAUGGAAACUCAUCCAAUAAACCUAAAACCUGGUUCUGA